Molecule: messenger RNA, 1284 nt
Organism: Eutrema salsugineum
Lineage: Eukaryota; Viridiplantae; Streptophyta; Magnoliopsida; Brassicales; Brassicaceae
Exons: 9
Coding region: 95-1027 (310 amino acids)
Cellular component (GO): chloroplast
Source: RefSeq, a predicted model, not a curated record
AGAACCUCUUUCUCGUCUAGAGGGUUAACUCUUGGAGAUUACAGUAGUAAGGUGAGGAGGAAGAGAGCUCUUAUCUAUCUUUGAAGUUGCAGACAUGGCGGGUACUUCUCUUCCUUCAUCUCUCCUCAGUCAAGGACCCUCUUUACUAUUCUCUUCUUCGAAUCAUGUCUCAGAAUCUAAAUCUCGGAUUCUGAUUACAUCUGGGAAACGCUCUAUUGUUCGUUGUUUGGCUAAGAAGAAAAUCAGCUUCGUUGAUCAGAUCCUCGAUUACAUCGAAGGCGGUCCGAAGCUAAGGAAAUGGUAUGGAGCACCUAAACUUGAGCCAAAGGAUGGAACUUCAAGUGGAGAUGACGAUGAAUUUGAAGAGGAAGAAGAAGAUGAUCGUGAUGGAGAUAAAGACACUGUUUUUGUAACCGAUGGAGACAGUGAUUUGGGUCAGAUGAUUAUACUGCAACUGAUUGUGAAAGGGACUCGGGUUAAAGCACUUGUGAAGGACAAAAGAAAGGCUUUAGAAGCUUUUGGAGCUUAUGUUGAGCUGACGUCUGGAGAUGCGAGCGAUGACCGUUUCUUAAGGAAAGCUUUUAAAGGCGUUGGUGCAAUCAUAUCCCCAACCGAAGGCUUCUUAUCGAAUGUCAAGAGUUUAAGAGGUGUGAAACACGCAGUUCUCUUGUCUCAGUUGUCUGUUUAUGAAAGCAGCGGCGGGAUUAAAGCUAUGAUGAAUAACAAAGCGAAAAAACUGGCCGAGGGAGAUGAAAACGCUGUUAUAUCUUCGAAUGUACCUUAUACAAUCAUCAGAACAGGCAAGCUAAAGGACAGUCCUGGAGGGAAUCAAGGCUUCAACUUUAGCGUGGGUGCUGCAGCCAAAGGAAGUAUAAGCAAGGAAGACGCUGCUCGUAUAUGUGUCGAAGCUCUAAGCGUGGUUCCACCAACAGGGUUGAUAUUUGAGGUUUCAAAUGGAGAGGAGGCUGUCUCUGACUGGGAAGGACAGUUGAUGAAGCUGAUGCAGAGACAGAGUGAAAAGAAGUAAAGCUUUAGAUUUGAGAUGAACAGAACAAUCACAUAGAUCAUCAUCGUCUACAUCUAGAACAUGUUUCUGUUGAUGAAGAGAAAGAAAUUCCAACAUAUUUGAUAUGAGUCUCAAUGUAUUUUUUUUUUCUCUUUUCGUACUAAUCAAAUUAUUUGUUUCUCUUUUCUGUAAGAGUAUGGUACCAUGGGACCCUACUAUAUACAUCCCUUCACUUUGGUAAUUUUUUAAAGAUAUCCACAAGUAAGUUGAUUGGAAAA